AGGGGAAUGGGAAGGGGAAGGAAGAUGGAGGCGGAGCCCUUGCUGGCUGCCCAGGGCCUGGGAGGGGAGAAGGCAGGCAAGGAAUCCGGCAGCUGAGCAAACAUCUGGUGCUGGCGAUAAGCGGCCCUCUCCCCAGGAGCCUUGGCUAUAAAGCCCACCACCAGCCCCUGCCUGAGGAAGACGCUUGGCCUCCUCCUCCUCCUCCGCAAAGAAGCCUACUUUCCUCUCUUCUGUCUGUCUCUCUUUGCUCUCCUUCCUUCUGCCCUGGCCAUGCAAGCGCUGGCCCUCCUCCCGCUGGCCCUCUGCGCCCUCCAGCUGUGUCCAGCUGUGCUUGGGGGCGCCUUGCAGCAGCAGCAGCAGCAGCAGCAGCCCAUGGUGCUGCUGGAGAAGGCCUGGCCCAGGUGGGCCACCCAGGUUGAAAAUUUUAGUUGGGAGAACUGUGGUCCUUCAUCGAACCCUGCUGGGAUUAAGAGUCUGUCUAUAGGUCCAGAUCCAGUUGUCAUCCCAGGAAAUAUCAGAAUCAGUGCAUCGCUUUACACCAGUGUAGCUCUCACUGCACCUUUGAAGGUUGUGGUCGUCCUGGAGAAGAGACUUGGUGAAAUGUGGUUAAAGGUCCCCUGUGUAGAUCAACUUGGCAGUUGCACCUAUGAAGACAUUUGUGCCUUACUGGACUCUGUUAUCCCUCCUGGCCAACCAUGUCCAGAACCGUUGCUGUCUUAUGGACUUCCUUGUCAUUGUCCCUUUAAGGCGGGUACUUACAACUUGCCUCAAUCUGAUAUCUACAUACCCAAAAUAGACUUGCCUGCAUUCCUUACCAAUGGAGACUACAAGAUUCAAGCUGUAAUCUUUAUGGGUGACCAAGAAAUUGCCUGCGUCAGGCUCUGCUUUUCUUUAUCUGCAGGGUUGCAAUGGUUUUGGUAAUCACCAUGCAAAUAUUUUGGGGGGCAAGUGCCAUAUUUGCUUCCUGCUUUUACUGUCCUGCUGAUAUUAAUACUGGGACUCACUUUGCAGCCUUAAGGGGAAGUAUUAUUGUUUUAAUGAUUGCUCCUUAAAUCAUUGGAAGAAACAACCAAAUACAAUGAAGAAAGGUUCACUUUCAUUCAAAUGUGUAUGUGUGUAUGUAUAUGAAUCAAAGGUUCACUCCUAAAUCACUGGGCGAGUCAACGUAAUACACUGAAGAAGGUUCACUUUCAUCUAUCUAUCUAUCUAUCUAUCCAUCCAUCCAUUCAUCUAUCCAUCCAUCUAUCCAUCUAUGUAUCUCAAAGGUUCUCUCAUAUUCAGAUGUCUGAGCAGUCGGAGUUCAUUAAUUGCUUAGGAUAUCUGUCCUGCAUGGGAAUGGAAGGGGUGGGUAAUGCUCAUGGAUCAAGUGCAGCUCCUUAGCACGUAACAUAUAGUAAUACAAUACACACAUGGUCUUUGCACAUAAUGAGACACAUGAAAUCCCACUGCAUUCUAGGUUCCUCAUAAUGGAACUUUAGGAGUAUGAGACAGAACAGCCUGAUCAGCAAUUCACCAAGACAUACAUGAAGGUAGAAGCCAGUUUCCGCUCCUUUGAGUCAUAACCUUGACUCAAGUCCUAGUACCUAGAACAGUGAUGGUGAACCUUUUACAGACCGAGUGCCACAAACUGCAACCCAGACCCCACUUAUUUAUUGCAAAGUGCCACAUACCUCUGGCUUUCUAGUAAGAAACUCUGGCAAACUCUGCUAGGGCUACAGCACGUGUGCCCACAGACAGGGCUCUGAGUGCCACCUCUGGCACGUGUGCCAUAGGUUCGCCAUCACUGACCUAGAACCUCACCCAUACCUAGCCAACAUGUUCAGGUGAGGUGGCUCAUUCAUCUUCUUUCAUGCCAAAUACUGGAUGAGCAGGCCAGUGCCCAUUUCAUCUCAUCUUGUGCAUCCAGAGUAUUGCUUUCCAAGGGAGGGGCAUUGGAGCCAAGCAAGACAAACAACACAAUGAGAGAAGAAGUUAGAGAAUGUUCUGUCUUCUAAAUAAAUAAAUAAUAAAAACUUUAUUUUUCUCUGUCAAAGAGAAAAUCGAGGCAGCUUACAAUUAAAACAAAGACAUGCAUUCCACAAUACCCCCCAAUUACCGUGGGCCCUUGCUUUACGUGGGGGAUCCAUUCCAGACCCCACCCCCGCAUAAAGCAAAAAAUGCGAUAAGCUUCAAUCCCAUUAUAUCCAAUGGGGCUCAUGCUUGCUGUGCAGCAACGCAGGCACCCUGCGGCCGCACACUCCAUUCACGAGCCCCAUUGGAUAUAAUGGAGCUCGUGCUUGCUGCGUGGGGCACUCGCCCGUUUCCCUGGCAGCUUCAGCAUAUGCUGAAAGCCGCCUAAAAGGAGCUUGCAUAUGGCGCUGGCUCACUGUAUUCCCUCCCUCCCCUAAAACACUAGUAGACACUUUAAUCAUUAAAACAAUAAAUUAAAAUAAUCAGAGACGGGUGAGUGGGGCUACAAAAUACUGAGAGAUGGUGGAUUCAAUUGAUAGCUGAGUUUCUUAUUCAGGAAAGGCCUGCCGGAAGAGAUCCAUGUUGACAGCCUUCUUAAAGCUGUCCAAACUGGUGAUAUGAUGGAUCUCCUCUGGCAGGCCAUUGCAUAAUCUGGGAGCGGCUGAAGAAAAGGUCCUCUGGGUAGUAGCAGUCAACUACCAACUUUUAAAUAUCCACUAUUUGCAAACUAGAGGACUUGCACUGCUAUUUCACAUACGCAGCUUUGUUUGGAACAUAUGCCUGUGUUUUUUGUGGGGUUUUCGGGCUAUGUGGCCAUGUUCUAGAGGAGUUUCUUCCUGACAUUUUGCCAGUAUCUGUGGCUGGCUUCUUCAGAGAAUGCUUGCCUGGAAAAUAGUUUGGUAUAUAUAUGCUGUGUGACCCUGGGAAGAGAGGAGUGAUUUGUAUGUGUAUUGUUUUGUUGCUAAUGGCAGGCCUCAGGGUGGAAGGAUAUGCAAAACAUGGUUAUUGACAUUCCUUCUUCUGACAGGAGUCCUAAAACUCAAGGGGAUAUUUUAUGAAUCAAUCAAUGUGAUUGUCUUAUGAACAUUGGAAGCACAAGUUAUCCAGAUUCAUUAAAACAUGAUGUACACUUACUGUGCCAUUUACUGACAAUUUGAGUACCUUGCAUUGUGUCCUAUGACAGAUAGCUAUAUCAUUAAUUUUUUUUCUACGUUCUUACCUGCUAUGAGGGUACAAACAAAUUGGUUGGUAUAUUUUACAUGUGAUGCACUGGCAAAAACCUGUUCCAGCUGGGGGGGAAAUCUGAUCACAACCCUUUAGAGUCUAACUGAUAGGUGUAAGAGUGAGUUUUUGUAGUGUUACUGAGUGGUUGGAGAUGAUAGGAACUUUUCCCUCUAAAGGAUUGAAUUUUAGGUGUGUUUAGGCUUUUUCUCCCACCCAAGCUUUUUUUCCCUCUCAACGAGACCUUAAACUUGUAUAUCAGUCUUUGUAGGCACUACAGAUUCCUGUAUUCUUACCAGUGAGAGAUAUUGUUGUACGUGUGUUGUCCUUGAUAUCAAUAACAUUAACAAAAUUUUGGAUUUUGGAUUUUAUCUUUUCAGGGGUUUUCAUAUAAUAUUUCUUAUUUUGUGCCAUUCCACUUGGUUUGAAAAUGGGCUAAGUGUCUUAUUUCGUAACCUACUGCCAUCUUCUAUAUUCAUUCUGUUCAGAUUGUGGCCCUCUCAUGUGUUUCAUAUGUUUCUAUGUCUUUUCAUCACCACUAAAUACCGUGUCUCCCUCUAAACCAAACGCUCAUCACAUCAGUUGCCGAGGCUACAGGAAAAAACAUACCAUAAUAAACUUUAUAGGGGACUAA
Messenger RNA from Sceloporus undulatus (fence lizard), 3805 nucleotides. RefSeq names its product GM2 ganglioside activator (gene GM2A). Gene Ontology annotation, biological process: ganglioside catabolic process; lipid transport. Gene Ontology annotation, cellular component: cytoplasmic side of plasma membrane. Gene Ontology annotation, molecular function: enzyme activator activity; lipid carrier activity. The transcript is spliced from 4 exons. The record is from RefSeq and is a predicted model, not a curated record. The coding region runs from base 271 to 921 and encodes 216 amino acids. Lineage: Eukaryota; Metazoa; Chordata; Lepidosauria; Squamata; Phrynosomatidae.